Oryza brachyantha (malo sina) is the source of this 1451-nucleotide messenger RNA. Its product is annotated as protein DEHYDRATION-INDUCED 19 homolog 3. NCBI's taxonomy places the organism in Eukaryota, Viridiplantae, Streptophyta, Magnoliopsida, Poales, Poaceae. The transcript is spliced from 5 exons. The record is from RefSeq and is a predicted model, not a curated record. The coding region runs from base 358 to 1104 and encodes 248 amino acids.
UCGCCUUUCCGAUAAGAAGCUUCGCCGUCUCCUCCUCCUCCUCCUCCUCCUCCUCUUUCCCUUCCUCCCGCCGCGCCAUCAAAAAUCGCCACAAGGCUUAGGGGUAACAGCCAGAGAGGCUUGUGGGACAGGACCGUUUCGGAGAGAAUCGGGAGGGGAUUUCCCGGGGCGAGAGAAUCCGAUUCAAGCUCGUCUCGGCGAUCGGGCGAAGCUCGAGCUGGGCGGGAGACGGGCUCGGAGCACAGAGCGUGGGUAGGUUGGUAGCGGGGGCUGAAGAGUGAAAGGAGCUGAGAGGAGUCUAGGCCUUAGCCCGAACAGGGGGGGGGGGGGGGACGGUUGCUGUACCAGCUGGAAACCAUGGACUCGGAGCACUGGAUCUCGAGCCUCGCCGCCGCCAAGCGGUUCUACGCGGCGCAGCUCGGCCACGUAGACGACAUGGCGGGGAUUGGAAUGGAGGAGGUGGAGAUGGAGCUGGAGGAUGACGGUGUGGGAAUGGAGCUGGAGCUGGAGAUGCAGCUGGAGGAGGCGACGUGGCCGGACGUGGCUUGUCCGUACUGCUACGAGGACCACGACAUCGCAUCCCUCUGCGCCCACCUCGAGGAGGACCACCCCUACGAGCCCCACACCGCGCCUUGUCCUAUCUGCUUCGAAAAGAUUGCAAGAGAUAUGUUAAAUCAUAUCACUGUGCAACAUGGCUACUUAUUCAAGAGUGGCCGCAGGACGCAGAGAUUUGUUAUUCCUGAGAGCCAAGCACUUUCUUUACUAAGCCGAGAUCUGCGGGAUGCUCAAUUACAGGCACUUCUGGGAGGUGGUCAUUGUCAUAGAAGAAGCAACACUACUGCCACAAACAUUUCUUCUGAUCCUCUGCUUUCAUCGUUUGGCCUGGGCUUCUCAACGUUGAAUCCAGAGGAACUAUCAAAAGCACCAGUUCCUAUUCCAGAUGAUACAUCAAUUCGUAAGGAUACUCCUGCUCAGCCAUGGGAAUCAAGUAUUGACUCAUCGCUCACAAGCGAGGAAAGGGAACAAAAGCGGAAACAAGCGACUGACAGAGCAACCUUUGUGCAAGGCCUGAUGCUCUCCACUUUAUUUGGAGACUGUGCUUAAAUAGCCCUAGUUUUUCUUUCUAGAUGCAUGUUUCCUCUCGCUGGUUUGCAUAAAAGCGCAGUGCUCCACCGGAAUUGGUGACCCUGACUUCGUCGACAGGGAGAUGGAUGUGCUUCUGGUGCCCCAUUGUUCUUUCGCUUCAGUAAAGCGCGAAGAUGAUUUGGGCAUGAUACACACCUUAAUUUAUGUCAGCUGCCAUGUACCGUUGUUUUUUCAAUCAAUUAACGGCAGCCACACUUGACUGUAACUCUCUGUUGUACCUUUUCAUACCAUCUAGGAACAUUGGUUUGUACAAGCAUAAAAUCUGUUACAUGUACAAUGCAAAGGAAAAUUCAGAAGCAUCUUUU